Molecule: messenger RNA, 9621 nt
Organism: Hemibagrus wyckioides
Lineage: Eukaryota; Metazoa; Chordata; Actinopteri; Siluriformes; Bagridae
Gene: trpm6
Product: transient receptor potential cation channel, subfamily M, member 6
Exons: 40
Coding region: 2956-8547 (1863 amino acids)
Biological process (GO): monoatomic cation transmembrane transport; protein phosphorylation; protein tetramerization
Cellular component (GO): apical plasma membrane
Molecular function (GO): ATP binding; protein serine/threonine kinase activity; monoatomic cation channel activity
Source: RefSeq, a predicted model, not a curated record
AUCCUUUAAGUCCUGUAAGUUGCGAGGUGGGGCCCAUGGAGGUCUGCUGAUAACAUUUUGGUGCCAGAUACCGCAGCAGACCUUCAGGGAUCUAGUGAAGUCCAUGCCUCAACAGGUCAGGGCUGUUUUGGCAAUAAAAUGGGGACCAACACAAUAUUAGGCCAGUGGUCAUAAUGUUAUGCCUGGUUGGUGUAUUGUCCUAAUUGAUUAUACACCUUGUUUUAAAUCUGUUUACCUUCCUCCUCUACUAUAUCAGCAUUUAGUUUCAUUUAACUUAACUGCUGCAUUCGUAACACUAAGUAAUGAUUUACUUUCAUAUUUCUACAUUAAGAUUAUUAUUAUAAUACAACAAAUUGGAUUCGAAUGUCCAGCCUACAGCUAUGAUAACUAAAACAAAUAACUCUAGCAGUUUCUCGCCAUCAUGCCUCCAUAUACAAAAAGACCAGUAGUUGUAAAUAAACCCAUUUUUUCCCCUGACCACAAACUUUCUAUUCACUUUCAUUAGUUUUGCACGGAAUCUACAAAGCUGACACAGAAGCAUCCUAUAGAGUUAGUUUGUGUUCACCACAUAAAUUAAUCAAGUGAAAUCAAGUCAAGAAGCUUUUAUUUUCAAUUCCACCACAUAUAGCUGACGCAGUACACGGUGGAAUGAGACAUUUCUCCAGGACCCUGGUGCUACGUUGAUGACAUAACAUAUAGCUACAGAACAGAAACAGCAACACGCAGCUAAGGACAGAAAGUUUGUCCUAGCUACAGCUAUGAAACAGGAUAGUCGGAGGAGUUUGAAAAUUUUCCAAAGUGACCUUGGAUUUUCCACAGAUUUGGGCCUAGGCACAUUGUGCGAGAUCAUCACAAUAGAAAGCCCUCUUUAAUGUAUGUGCGUGGAACAUGACUGCAGCUAUCAUGUUCAGGCAUCAACCUAAUGGUAGGUUGAACAGUUGGCUGUCUGGUGCAGUCACAACAACCUGCUUAAAACAGUAGCGACGAUGGUGGACUUGAGGAGGAACCCCUUAGCCCUACCAUCCUGGCAGUCAUUGUGGCUACACUGGAGUCUGAUGGAUGCAGUUUUGCAGAAGGCGACGCUUCCUGACGACAACGAGGACGAGCUUUGCGAGUUUAACUCCUUCCAGUUCUGGAGAAAUCCCCUGCCUGCGUUGGACCUGUCCCUCUUGGAUGCUCCGUCCACCACCGAGCUCAGCCGGGACAGUUCUCUCAAAGACUCCACGGAGGAAAUGGAGACAUGAUGCAACAACACGCUGCUCUGUGAUGCAUUAUAAAUUCUCGCAGAUUUUUAAUGCGAGUAUGGAUGAGCUCCAGGAAUCGACUCUGCAGAGAAAAUAAACUAGAGGGAAUACUAAUAUCAGUAUCAUAUUCCAGUUCUGCUUUCUAUCUGCUUUAUGUUUUUAAAGCGGAAGUCAUUCUGUCGCUUGUUGUUUUUUGCUCUUUCAUGAUUAAUGUAUAUUUCUUAAUGCAAAAUGUAACGUUCCUUAAUUAGAGUCCUUGUUUAAAGCACAAUCCUGAUUCAUGUUUGUUAAUGGGAAAACGUGCUGCUGUUUUAGGUUUGCUUAAAAUGCAUUUAGAUCUAGUUUAUAAGCAGAACAUCUCAAAUUUAUGUCCCUGGACCACCAGAGAACCGCACUGGUGGAUUCCGAGACGAUCUGGGAACGCUUGGUGUACACCCUGGAUGGGAAACCAGGGCGUUAUGAAAACACACAUUCACACACACACACCUUUAGAGCAGGUAAUCAUAGCCACUGGAUCUACAACAUGUUUUUGAAAGGUUUAAGGAAACCAGAGAACCUACACGGACUUGUAGAGUUCCACACGGACAGGAUUGACCCCUGGAGCUGAGACAGCAUCCCUGCCCAUGACAAGUCUACACAAUACUGUUAUUUGGCAGCUACUUUAACAUUGUAAGUCUGUGUUACACAUUUAGAAAUUUUGUAUUAGUUUCUCAAAAGGUUCUAAGGCAGGGGUGUCCAAUCUUAUCUGCAAAGGGCCGGUGUGGGUGCAGUUCAUUCCACCUGAGCAGAAGCCACAUCUCAGUCUACUGAAAGCCAAGAUCAGUUGAUUAGCCAGUUGGAAUCAGGUGGAGCUCCUGCUUGGUUGGAAUGAAAACCUGCACCCACAGGAUUCUGGAUAAGGUUGGACACCCCUGUUCUAAGAAGUCUUUGCUGAUUGUAGAUGUUCCUCAACACUGUUGCUUCCACCCUGAGCAGCUCAGCUCUGUGCUUGAAUAGGAUUGUGCCUGACGCCCAGCUUCCUUUGUAUAUAGGAAACAUCUGCAAAAUUGUAAAUAUGAGGUCUGAAAUCAGAUUUGUAUAUUUCUGAUUAUCACUUUGAUACUAAACAGUUUAGUAAAUACUCUACUACUUUUAUUAAAUGGUAUGUCUUUUUGUAAGCCUGACCUUGUGUAUUAUAAUAAAAGAAGUUUGUCUGCUGCAGCCGCAUUAAAAUGUGAACUUUAUUCCUACGCCGCUCGACUUGUGUUUAAGUCCAUGCCUUUUUUAAAAAAGGAGCCACAUACAGUGAUCAUCACCCACCAUCCUGAAAUCUGACAUCAUACAGUGAGGACUUCUGAUUGGGAAAUACACACACCAUCAGAUCAAGGCUUUAAAUAGAGUUUAUCAGAAGCUCCUCAUGACUGCAUCACCAAUCAGCUACUUGUUUACUAUGGAUCCAACGAUUCACAAAUAGUUAUGCUCAAAGCACUUAGUAUUUCAGCUCACAUGGCUGCUUAUCUCAAAAGGCGGCACUUUUAAAAUGAAGCAAAAUGAUCUUGAGACUGCCUCCGUGCCGGGUCAACCUCCGGAGACCUUUGAGCCGAGCAAAGGAGGAAAAACGUGUCGGAGUCUUGUGUGUUUUUCUUUUUUUCUUUUUCCCACCGAGUCACAGACAGUGAAAAACCAGACAUUGCGACUAUCACACCUUCGUAGCAAACCUGCUUAGUACACCAUGUCUGAUAUGUCUGGAAAGUCAUGGAUCCAGACGACUUUUUAUAAGAGAGAGUGUGUGAAGUUUUUACCAGCCACAAGGGACCACCACAGGUGUUUCCCUGUUUGCCAUGUUUGCCAAAACCUAGUCAGGUGCUGCUGUGGGAGGCUGAUCGGUGAGCAUUCAGAGCUCGACUCCAGUUCUUGGCUCCCUCCAUCUUGGGAAAAAGAAGUGUGGUGUGUUGUUCAGCACACUAAAACCAGUCCCACUGAUGCAUUCGGCUCCAUCGACUUCCCGGGGAGCAACAAGGGUUCCUGCCGUGCUAAGUUUGUGCGUCUGUCUUGCGAUGCUAAACCUGAAGAACUUCUCUGUUUAAUGCUGCAAGAGUGGAAAAUGGCUCAGCCCAAGCUGCUUAUAUCAGUACAUGGAGGAACAGACAACUUUCCCUUACCCCUGAGAGUGGGCCAGGUGUUCAGCAAGGGUCUCAUCAGAGCGGCAGAGACUGCAGGAGCCUGGAUUUUCACUGAUGGCUUUAAUACAGGAGUAUCGAUGUAUGUUGGUGAUGCUCUGAAAGUCUACGGCACGCACGAGCGCAGGAAGAGAUCCGUGAUCGGUAUCACACCGUGGGGGCUUAUUGAGAACCACACUGACCUCAUAGGACGAGACGUCCUGAGGCACUACCAGACUCUGGGAAAUCCACUGAGUAAGCGCUCCAGUCUUAAUAACCUGCAUUCGCACUUCCUGUUAGUGGACGAUGGAACUCUGGGUAAAUCUGGAGGCCAGCAGGAGCUGAGGAGAAAGUUGGAGAGGCAUAUCCAACGGCAGAGGAUCCACCCCAGACUGGGUCAGAGAGUUCCCCUGGUGUGUGUGGUGGUUGAAGGGGGUCCCGCUGUGCUCUCCACAGUGCUGGACUACGUGAGCAGGUCCCCUCCUGUGCCGGUCAUUGUGUUCGAGGGCACCGGCCGAGCCGCAGACCUGCUGUCUCUCAUCCACAAACAGACAGCAGCGGACAGGGAACUGGAUGUGAAUAUGAAGGAAGAUUUCCUGCAGCGCAUUGAGAAUGUAUUUGGUGUUGCGCGAACGAAGGCGCAUCAGCUCUUUGCUCUGCUCAAACACUGCAUGGAGCACAGAGAGGUGAUCACGAUUUUCGACUCUGAAUCAGAGGACCAUUUGGAAGCAGAUGUGGCUAUUCUGACAGCUUCACUACGAGGCACACCGGCAGAGAAAUUAAGCGUGACACUGGCCUGGGACAGAGCUGACAUUGCUCAGCAACAUGUCCUGGUGUAUGGACACCACUGGAAGAUGGGGGCCCUGGAGCACGCCAUGCUGAACGCUUUGCUGAUGGACCGUGUCAGUUUUGUGAAGCUGCUCAUUGAGAACGGCGUGACCAUGAAGCACUUCUUGACCGUGUCUCGUCUGGAGGAGCUUUAUAACAUGCGGCAUCAAGGCUCCUCAGAUCAUUUCUUACGCCAUAUUAUAGAGGAUGCCAAACAGUGCCGACUUCCUAGGAGAUAUAAGAUCUCUCUGAUCGAUAUCGGCAUGGUGAUCGAAUACUUGAUAGGAGGAGCUUAUCGGAGCACAUACAGGAGCAAGAGCUUCAAAGCUGUAUAUAACCGUAUUCAUAUUAAAAGCAAGGAAGGCAGUGAGGACCGUUCGGUAUCCAGAAGAUCUGGAGCAGAGGCAUCUGAGACAAAUCAACAGCAGUCUCAAUUCUACAGAACUGCAAAUCCUUACAGACGCAAGAUGAAAUCAGAAUCCGAGCCUAAUAAAGUGGAGACAGUAGAGGCAGAGAUCAGCAGCUCGUCCCUGUUUGUCUACAGUUUCAAUGACCUGUUUGUGUGGGCUGUAUUGAAGCGGCGGCAGCAGUUGGCACUCUUCCUGUGGCAGCAUGGUGUGCAGGCCAUGGCCAGAGCUGUGGUGGCAUGCAGGCUAUACCAGGCCAUGGCUAGUGAAGCCAAGGAAAGCAACAUGGAUGACAGUAUUACUGAUGAGCUCAAGAAGUACUCUCUAGAGUUUGGCCAGCUUGCUGUGGAUCUACUGGACAAGGCCUUCAAGGAGAAUGCGCGCAUGGCCAUGAAGCUGCUGACCUGGGAGAUGACAGAUUGGAGCAAUUUCACCUGCCUGCAGAUGGCUGUGGCUUCAGGUCACAGGCCCUUCGUGACCCACUCAUGUACACAGAUGCUGCUCACUGACCUGUGGAUGGGUCGCUUAAACAUGAGGAAGAACUCCUGGUUCAAGAUCAUUGUGAGCAUCCUGCUUCCUGUAGGCAUCCAGCUGCUGGAGUUUAAGAGCGAGGCAGAGAUGUCCCAUGUGCCUCAGACUCAAGAAGCCCUUCAGUUUGGGAGGGACACUGGGAACUUAGGAAGUCCAGGAACUGAAAACAUGAUGCAAGCAAGUGAGAGUGAUGCGGAGAGAGGGAGGAGCCAUGUAAAACACAGGCCAAGUCUUAUUGCAUGGUGGCUACCAUUGUCCAGGAAGGUCUAUGACUUCUACAAUGCACCUGUGGUCAAAUUCUGGGUCCACACUAUGUCCUACCUGAUGUUCCUCGCACUUUUCUCCUACACUGUGUUGGUGCGGAUGGAGCCCAGACCCAGCGUCCCCGAAUGGCUGGUUUUUGCCUACAUCUCUUCUACAGCUGUAGACAAGAUCAGGGAGGUGUUGGCGUCUGAGCCUAGACAGUUUAGCAAAAAACUGAAAAUGUGGUUCAGCGAAUACUGGAACAUGAACGACUUUGUCGCAAUCAUUCUUUUCUUCACGGGCAUGGCGCUGCGCUGGUACACAGGUCUAACCCACAUCACAGGGCGCAUCAUUUACUGCCUGGACAUCAUUUUAUGGUUUGUGCGUCUUCUAGACCUGUUGGCUAUUAACCAGAAAGCUGGACCCUACCUCACCAUGAUCUCUAAUAUGAUGAAGAACAUGUUCUACAUUGUGGUCAUCAUGGGCAUUGUACUGGUGAGUUUUGGCACACCUCGGUGGGCCAUCCUAAAUCCCCAUGAGGAACCAUCCUGGAACCUGUUGAAGCAAGUGCUCUUCCAGCCCUACUUCAUGAUGUUCGGGGAGGUCUAUGCCGGAGAGAUUAAUCCUUGUGAAGAAGAUCCUGACUGUCCUCCCGGUUCAUUCCUCAACCCACUGCUGCAGGCUGUCUACCUCUUCAUGCAGUACAUCAUCAUGGUCAACCUCCUUAUCGCCUUCUACAAUAAUGUUUACAUUGACAUGAAGACCAUAUCCAAUCAGCUGUGGAGGUACAACCGGUAUCGUUACAUCAUGACCUAUCACAAAAAGCCGUUACUGCCUCCGCCUUUGAUCUUCCUGAGUCACGUGGCCUUGUGUGUGAAUACAGUCUGGCAGAAACAUAGACGGACAUCCACACAUGACCGAGGCACUGGCCUUAAGCUGUUCUUGGCUCCUAAUGAUCUGAAGAAGCUGCUGGAAUUUGAGGAAAGAUGUGUGGCUGGCUAUUUUCGUGACAAACACGAGAGCCAGCACUGCAGCCAGAUCAACCGGAUCCGUCAUGCUGCAGACAAGGCAGAGGAGAUGAUGGGUACAUUAGCCGAGGUAUCUGAGAAGGUCCAGUUCAUCCAGGAGAACCUUCAGACACUGGAUGCUCACCUUGGCCAGCUGCAGGAUUUGUCUGCUCUUGCUGUGGACACCCUUAACCUCCUUUCUGCAUCUGAAAACAGGCAGCAGGAAGCUGUCCACCUUUGUCCCAGCCCCCGAAUCACAGUUACGUCUUAUUCACAGCGAUCCUCCACUGGUGGGAACUUCAGCCCGAGCUAUGCCUCUCUGUCUCCGAGGGCUUAUUGGAGCAAUCCGCCGUCCCUACUGCAUGGCUCAGCCCAUGGCAAGUCGUGCAACACUUCAGAGCUUGCAUCAGGAAGUACAAACAGCUUCUUUGACAGCAAGCUUAAGUGGGUGCUGGGAAAUUUGGAGGCAGAGCACAGCGGUCCAAGACAAAGACUUGGCGGAGAUUCGUCCAUAGGAUUCCGUCUCUCACAUGGAUCUCUGUCGAAUUUGUGGUUGGACCAGCAUGGGUCACCUGGACAAUCAUGCGCCAGCUCUCUCACUACAGUAUGGGAUCAUGAGCCACAAAUUCCGCCCAGGCAAGAGGAGUCCAUGGAGGAAGAUGAGGAUGAUGAUGUGUUUAUUGAAACUAGAGCCACGAGGAACAGCGUGGUGGGCAUUGUGAAUCCAGCUUUCUGUGGCGAUAGUGAAUUAGCCAUGCCCAAACAAGGCAACUUGGGCAGGAAGUUGCCUUUUGCCAUAGAGAGAGAACUGGGGCAUAGCCGCUCGCUCUCUGCUAGUGUGGAGACAUUAGCCGUACCUACAAAAAGGCACAGUGUUUCAGGAGAACCACUGCAUCCAGGCCAGAAGAACAGAGAUCCCUACAGAAUCUUAGAAAGAAAGCGAUCAUUUGGCCGAAAGUGUGUCAAAAUCAAAGAAGGAGAAGCAACUGAUGUGAGGAGACUGGAAAGGGAUUUGACCCGGAGGAGCAGAAGGAAAGGGAAGGGAAUGGCUGGACGUAAAUUCCGAUCAUCUGUCAGUCUGUCUCAGCUCUCUUUCGAUCAUGUGGAUUUCUUACAGAAAUCGCUCAAUUUGGGUCAGAAUACAAGAAGCCCCAGCCAAUCAGUUUGGAACAGUUGGGCACGCUCAGUCAGCCGUCGUUCCUCGGUACAGAGCUGGGCAGCAGUCGAACCUCGAGCUUCAGUGUUUAAGUCAGCUGAAGAUUUGGACCCACAUUACUCUGCUAUGGAAAGGAACAACCUGAUGAGAUUAGCACACACGAUCCCUUUCACACCGGUGUCCAUGCUGGGAGGAGAGGAGGUGUACGUCUACACUCUGGAGGAGUCAGAUCCAGACUCCAUGCUCUCCAGCACCUCCUCCUGGUGUCAGAGAGGUCAUGCGGCCAUGCUGCAGCCCGUGUCGGAGCAGGGAGUGCUGGACGGUGGGCUGCGCCGAGCUCAGUGGGUGCUGUGCACUUGGGCCGAGGAAGACGUGCUCAAACCCGGCUGUGUGUACGUGGUCAAGUCUUUCCAUGAGGAGGUGGUGGACACGUGUCAGACUCGGUUCCCCAACAGCACCACCUUUCAUCUCUGCUUAAGGGAAAUUCAGCAGCAGAGAGCAGCCCAAAAGCUCAUGCAGGUCUUCAAUCAAGUCAAGCCUAACUCUGUUCCUCAGUCCCUCAGAUUUCUGGAUUUGUCCCUGGUGUACUGGCAGGCUAAAGGCCAGUGGCUAACCAUAGAGAGAAGCAUGAACGGUGACUUCACAAAGUACAACAGUACCACAGGAGAAGAAAUCACGCCCUCUUGUGGCCUCGAAGAGACAGUGCUGGCUUUCUCACACUGGACUUACGAGUAUACAGACAGGGAGCUGCUGGUACUAGACUUGCAAGGUGUGGGGGUGGAGCUGACAGAACCAUCUGUGAUCAGAGCGGUUGUUAAAAGCUCAUCCAGAGAUUUGGCGUUUGGCGCAACCAGUUUGUGUGACGAUGCAGUCUGGAGUUUUGUCCUCAAUCAUACCUGCAACUCGUCCUGUAGGAAACUUGGCCUUACAGAUUUGCAGAAAAGCAGCAAUCUUCACAAUCCAGCCCUCGAAGACUGCGUCAGCUCAGUUUGACCUUUACCCCAGAAGUGUCUAUUUAUUUUUAUUAUGUCUCAUCUGGUGGGAAUUUUUAAUCAGAAUACACAAAGCGAUCCAAUGGCUCUUUUACACAGCACACAAGACAAACUGUGACUUCUGCCACGACUUCAUCACUCAGUGAUGUUAUUUAUAUCUACAGGAAGGAUUUGUACAAACGUCUCUUAAACAUCAGACUGAGCUAAGUCCCUCAGUCCCGCCAGAAUUUCUACGUGAUUCUCUGCAGCUUUGGACCAAGACGUAGUGUGUGACAUCACAGCGCAGGUUUAGCCAAGGAUUUAUCUGAUUUAUGUGUGUAUGGUUAUUAUAGACAGUUAUGUUUCUUCAUGUGUAGGAGUUUGUCCUGUGUUUGCAAUUUCACUAAAUCAAGUAUACAAGAAAAACACAUGCAUUUUCGGCUUCAUUAAUCAAAAAAAAAAAAAAAAAAAUCCUGUAAUAUUACAUUUAUAUCACCAAACAUAAGCUGAUCUGAUCUAUCUGCAUUUCUUACCAUGAGUUUUAUACGUCCUGCAAAACUGCCGCGUGAUUGGCCGAUUCGAUAACUGCACACAUAGAGGUAGAAUACAAGUGCAGGUAUUCCUAUUAAAGUGGCCAGUAAGUGUGUAAGUACUGUCAUAUUGCAUUUAGGUCAGCACUUACAUCAGAUAUUAGUCACAUGACAAAUUCUGUGCCAGGUAGGACAUUAUUAUAUCACUCUUAUUGUCACCUUUCAGAAUUGUAGCUCACUUCGUAGAGACGGAGCACGGUGUGGAAUAAAGAAAAAACCAGCCGCAGGUGAUGUCCGUAAAAUUGUCUUUAAUUCUUUUUCCCCCACAAAGAAAUGUCUACAAAAAGCGAUAAAAUAUCCUUUAACAAAAGUCCUGUGCCUGCUAUGUACAAGUCGGAGGAGGAGACGGUUUAAAGAGCUCGACUAACGCUUGCACACAAGCUGUGGAUAAACCCCAUAAAACACACACACACACACACACACUUACACAAUCAGUCCUCCACACUUUUUAAUUCAUGCAUACAACACACACACUUGGCAAGUUACCCUGUUCUUCCUGCCCUCAC